Salmo salar (Atlantic salmon) is the source of this 1234-nucleotide messenger RNA. RefSeq names its product bone morphogenetic protein 6. The record is from RefSeq and is a predicted model, not a curated record. NCBI's taxonomy places the organism in Eukaryota, Metazoa, Chordata, Actinopteri, Salmoniformes, Salmonidae. Gene Ontology annotation, molecular function: growth factor activity.
AGCAAAAGGUCACUCCUCAUCAUCAUCUACACAAUUAAACAUCAUCAGACCAUCGAGCAUCACUUCACUCAAAAACUUCUCAAAGCAGUCAACAAACUCUUUUCCUCUCUGAACAGGACUACAAGAACCACACCAAAGAUUUGAUUGGAUUCUGACUUGGAUGUCAAUCUGUCUGCAGAGAAAGAUGAUUAUCUUGCGAUAUCUGAUGGUUGUGCUCUCUAGCUGGCCCCUGGGAGAAACUUUUAUUCUGAAAUCCUCAGGGCAGAAACCCAAAGCAACUCCAACAGACUUUGCUCCAGUCAUCACUCUGAACAGUUGCCAAGGGGAACCCCUGUCAGACAUCAAACAGUUCCUUCUGAGGGGUCUGAACCUGCAGAGAGAGCCUCAGACGGAGAGGACUGGACUGGCCUCACUCAGGGAGCAGUGGAUGGCUGCAUUCACAACCCAACGCAGUGACUCUCAGACAGCACUGGACAGCAACGCAGGGAACUCCCAGCAAGAGUUCUCUGGAAAUACAACAGGGCCACACUGCUGUCAACUGGUCUCUAAGAUCUACAUACAAGACCUGGGCUGGGAGAACUGGAUCAUCUACCCAGAGAGGUUUACCUUCACCCAGUGUGCAGCCUGCACCACACAGCUGAACCCUGCAGGCCAACAGUGUGGAGCGCACCUUCCCUCACAGGACUCCCCUCCAGAGGUUUCCUGCUGCAAACCUGCAUCCCAACACCUGGUGCCAGUGCUCUACCUGGAUGAAUUCAACACACUGAUCAUCUCCUCUGUGUAUCUGACCCGGGACUGCAGCUGCAAACCAGCCAUCAACCCCCAUCGCCGUACUUAAUAGACCUGUCCAUUCUCCAACUGUUUUAUACUAUAGUAUAGAGCUCUCUAAAUAAGAUCCAUACUCUACAUUUUAUGUACUGUACAUGGUCAUGUUCCCAUACUCACAUGAACCCCAUCGCCUUACUAACUAAACAUAGAGUGGAAGUCGGAGGUUUACAUACACUUAGGUUGGAGUCAUUAAAACUCGUUUUUCAACCACUCCACAAAUUUCUUGUUAAUAAUCAAUAGUUUUGGCAAGUCGGUUAGGACAUCUACUUUGUGCAUGACACAAGUAAUUUUUCCAACAAUUGUUUACAGAGGUGUACCUGUGGAUGUAUUUCAAGGCCUCCCUUCAAACUCAGUGCCUCUUUGCUUGAUAUCAUCGGAAAAUAAAAAGGAAACAGCCAAGACCUUA